This is a messenger RNA of Talaromyces stipitatus ATCC 10500, 1167 nucleotides long. Its product is annotated as NAD binding Rossmann fold oxidoreductase, putative. The record is from RefSeq and is a predicted model, not a curated record. Gene Ontology annotation, molecular function: nucleotide binding. The transcript has 2 exons. Lineage: Eukaryota; Fungi; Ascomycota; Eurotiomycetes; Eurotiales; Trichocomaceae. The coding region runs from base 1 to 1167 and encodes 388 amino acids.
AUGCCAGUCCUAAAAGUCGGCAUAAUCGGCGCCGGCGAAGUCGCCCAAGUCAUCCACCUCCCGACCCUCACUCUCCUCUCACACCUCUACCAAAUCAACGGAAUAUGCGAUAUAUCCCUACCCACCGCACAACACUGCUCGCACAAAUUCCAUAUCCCAUAUGCAACCACUGAUCCCUACAAGAUCAUAAACGAUACCAAUGUAGACGUGGUGUUUGUUCUGACUAGUGACGAGUUUCAUGCCGAAUAUACCAUUGCCGCUUUGCGAGCCGGGAAGAAUGUCAUGGUCGAAAAGCCACUGACAAUAUCCAUCCCUGCUGCAGAGAGGAUCAUCGACGCUGAAAAGAAGUCAAGGGGGAGGGUAUUCGUGGGAUAUAUGCGUCGCUACGCGCCAUCCUUUACGGGAUCGUUUCUGCGAGAAGUCGCCUCAAUCCCGCGAAUCUUGUAUGCAAGGGUUAGGGAUAUGUCCGGCCCCAAUGCGUUUUUUGUGAAUCAAAGUGGCACGUUUCAGGUCAAACCUGACGUCAAGGAUAUUCCCGCGGAAGCCUCGCAGGCUCGAGACAAGUUACUUGAUGGACUGUAUCGGGAAGCAUUCCCCAACGCAUCCGUGAUAACGGAUGAAAUGAAGAAAUACUGUCGGUUUUUGGGCAGUCUAGGCUCUCAUGAUCUAUCACUUAUGCGCGAAGCAUUGGGUGGUUCGACUCCUUCCUCCAUUGAGGGAGUCUCCGUGAACGAUCCCUUCUAUUCCGCCAUUUUCACAUUUUCACCUCCUCCUCCCACCACCACCACCACCACCAUGACUCCAGAACAAGCUGGGAGAAGUUUUUCAGUAACCUACGAAAGCGGCAUAGAUACCAUCCCCUCCUUUGACGCCCACCUCGCCAUCUACGGCACAAACAAACGCGUCUCAAUCCAAUACGAUUCCCCUUAUGUGAAAGGAUUACCCAUCAAAGUGCACGUUGAAGAAGUGAAUGAAUACGACGAGAAACAAGUCAGAGAGGUUUUGUCGAGUUAUGAGGAUGCAUAUACGGCGGAGCUUACGGAGAUGUAUACCUGUUUUGUAAAUGGAAAGGAGAUUAAGACGAGUGCGGAGGAUGCGUUGGAGGAUUUGAGGUUGUAUGAUGCUAUGUAUAGGAAGGCGGGAAUAUCAUCAAUGAUUCGUGCCUAG